This is a messenger RNA of Panthera uncia (snow leopard), 2726 nucleotides long. RefSeq names its product probable threonine protease PRSS50. Gene Ontology annotation, biological process: proteolysis. The record is from RefSeq and is a predicted model, not a curated record. Gene Ontology annotation, molecular function: serine-type endopeptidase activity. The transcript is spliced from 12 exons. Bases 73 to 2466 code for a protein of 797 amino acids. Lineage: Eukaryota; Metazoa; Chordata; Mammalia; Carnivora; Felidae.
CGCGCGCAUGCGCAGACCCGUCCACCUGCCUCCGCGAGGGGAGCCGCGAGGGGGCGCCGUACCAGCCGGCUCAUGGCGUCCCCCACUGGCGGCUCCCCGGGCCUCCUACUCUGGCUCCUGCUCCUCCAGCCGCAGCUCAGUGGGGCGCGGGGCAGGUUGGCGCCAUCCCCACUCUCCCCUUCGCCCUUGGGAGGCGGCCACGAGGACCCCGAUGCCACCGUGUGGAGGGUUGCGGGACCGUCUACGCCCCCCGAGCCCCAAGAAUCUGUCCCAGUCUCCCAGUUGGUGGGAUUGAUCCCAGGGUGUGGCCAGGUAAAUGCGAAAAUCUUGGGAGGACAGGAGGCUGAAGACGGGAAGUGGCCCUGGCAGGUGAGCGUGAGGAUCAGAGGCAAGCACGUGUGCGGAGGUUCCCUCAUCACACAGCAGUGGGUACUGACUGCAGGCCACUGUAUUUUAAGCCGUUUCCACUAUGAUGUCAAAAUGGGAGAUCGGAGUGUCUAUAAAGAAAUCACAAGUGUGUUGGUCCCCGUCCGAGACAUCAUUGUCCACCCUCAGCUCUCAGUAGUUGGAACCAUUCAAAAGGACCUUGCCCUUCUCCAGCUCCUCUACCCUGUAAACUUCACCAUGACCAUCCAGCCUAUAUGCAUCCCUCAGAAGACUUUCCGGGUGGAAGCUGGGACCACGUGCUGGGUGACCGGUUGGGGCAGAAAAGAAGAAUAUGGUGGCGACCUUAUUACCUCUGUUCUCCAUGAGGUCGACCAAGACAUCAUCCACCAUGAAAAAUGUAAUGAGAUGAUUCAGAAAGCCAUGAAAACAACUAGGGAUGUCGUAUUGGAAGGAAUGCUCUGUGGCUAUAAAGGUGCAGGAAAGGAUUCGUGUCAGGGAGACUCUGGGGGCCCUUUGGUCUGUAAAUUUAAGGACACAUGGGUCCAGGUGGGACUUGUGAGCUGGGGCUUAGGCUGUGGUCGUGGAAAUGUGCCUGGAGUUUAUACAGACAUUGCUGCCUACUCUAAGUGGAUAGUUGAAGUGAUAAACCAGGCUGCCUCUUUGUAUCCAGUGGUGUUCCUCAUUCCACUUCUGUGCCUGGUGCUGCCCCUGGGCAUCCUCGUGGCCCCGUGGCACCUCCCGGGCCUCAUGGCCGCCUCGCCGCCACCCAGCUGCGCUGGAGCCUCGGGGCCCUGGGGCCUGAGCCGCCGCCUCCUCCUGCUGCUGCUGCUGCCGCUGCUGAACUCGGGUGAGGAUGGCGCCAGCCUCCUGCCGCCCUGGCCUCCCUCAGGUGCCACCCGCCCUGCCGCCUCCUGGGGACCUGCAGGGCGGAGGACCCCCUGCAUUUCCUCUCUCCCCAUGCGCAGCCACUUCCUCCCCAGCCCACGCGGGCCUGGUGGCCGAGACCGAGCCGCCCUCCCGGGCGUGGUCGGGCCUCCCCGACCCCAGGCCGCUGCGCAGGCGCUGCAGGCCAGAGGCGCGUGGUCUCCGCGCGUUGAAACCGGGAUGCCACGCCCCCUCUUCUGCCCCCGGCCCACUCCUCCCGUUGGCGCCCCUCUUGUCUUCCGAAGACGCAGGCCCCCAGGUUAUAAAGAAAACAAUUCCAUACCAGGUGGGGAGGGUGAGCCCCUGCGCCAGGAAAACCUCAGCUCCUGGGAGGUUUGUGGCAGACCCUGGUGGUCGGAAGAUUUGGACAUGACCCGACAUUGGCCCUGGGAGGUGAGCCUCCGGCUGGAAAAUGAACACAUAUGUGGAGGGGCCCUCAUUGAUCUCAGCUGGGUGGUGACUGCUGCCCACUGCAUCCAAGGCACCAAAGAGUACUCCGUGAUUCUCGGCACCCCCAAGCUGAAGCCCGUGGACUUCCCGAAGGGCGUCUCGAUCCCCGUGAAGGACAUCAUCAUGCAUCCCAAGUACUGGGGCCGGACCUUCAUCAUGGGUGAUCUUGCCCUUCUCCAGCUUCAGACUCCCGCCAUCUUCGGCAAGUACGUGCAGCCCAUCUGCCUGCCAGAGGCCAGCUACAACCUGAAGGUUGGGACGCAGUGCUGGGUGACUGGCUGGGGCCAGGUGAAGCAGCGCUUCUCAGCCAACUCCACGCUGACCCCAGAGCUGCAGGAAGCCGAGGUGUUUAUCAUGGACACCAAGAGGUGCAACCGGAUUUACCGCAAGAAGUCCCUCAUCCCCCACCUUGUCCCCCUCGUCCUGGGGAACAUGAUCUGUGCCACCAAUUAUGGAGAAAACUUGUGCUCUGGGGAUUCUGGGGGUCCGUUGGCUUGCGAAGUCGAGGGCAAAUGGAUUCUGGCUGGGGUGUUGUCCUGGGAAAAGGCUUGUGCCAAAGCGCAGAAUCCUGGCGUGUACACCCGUGUCACCAAAUACAGCAAAUGGAUCAAGCAGCAAAUAAGUAAUGGGGCUCUCUCAGGCCCCCAAACCUCUGCCUGCCUUCUACUCCUGUUCUGGCUGCUGCAGCCCCAGAUGGGCCCCUGAUCUCUCUUCUCUCUUCUCCCUGCUUUGCCUGUGCUUUAUGGGUCCAGGUCAAAGUUAGACCCAGUUCCUGUGUCGGUAUUCAACAAGAGUCAAGGUGGGGAGAGUGGCCCCCGGGGGGAUGGGGCCCUGCUUUGGCCUCCCCAUGGGGAGGGAUGCGGUGGAUGACUAGGCCUUGGGUGACCAGGAAAAGGGACGUGUGGCCUGGAAGAGCUCUGGAAUUGGGGACCAGGAUAGCCGAGAUUAAAUUUGUGCAAAUGUGA